Metarhizium album ARSEF 1941 is the source of this 2640-nucleotide messenger RNA. Its product is annotated as Phospholipase D. The record is from RefSeq and is a predicted model, not a curated record. Gene Ontology annotation, biological process: intracellular signal transduction; cell motility; phosphatidic acid biosynthetic process. The coding region runs from base 1 to 2640 and encodes 879 amino acids. NCBI's taxonomy places the organism in Eukaryota, Fungi, Ascomycota, Sordariomycetes, Hypocreales, Clavicipitaceae. The transcript is spliced from 4 exons. Gene Ontology annotation, molecular function: D-type glycerophospholipase activity.
AUGGGCGGCACCGGCCAGGUCAACGAGGGCAAGCCUGCCAUGGAGAAAGAAAGCGCUUCAAGCAGCCAGGGGGGUUUCUCGGGUUUGAUGGACGACCUGAAAGAGAAACUGAGCGAGUCAAAGCUUCACGACGCAAAGGUCGCGUUGAUUCACAAAAAGCAGCAAAUUGGUAAAUUUGGAAAUCUGUUCAACAAGGACCACCGCCAUGAUGAAGAACAUGAACAGCGAUGCGACGCAAAACGCUCUGCUAUUUGCGAGCAACACAGAUUUGAAUCCUUCUUCCCUGAACGCGAUGGAAACCUAGUCAAAUGGUAUGUUGACGGCUGCGACUAUUUCUGGGCCGUCUCUGUCGCCCUGGAGCAAGCCCAAGAGUCCAUUUACAUUUGCGAUUGGUGGCUGUCACCAGAACUCUUCCUACGGCGGCCUCCUUACCACAAGCAGCAUUUCCGACUAGAUCAAAUUCUAAAAAGAAGAGCCGAAGCUGGAGUCAAAGUUUACGUGGCAGUCUACAAAGAAGUUGAGGCCGCGCUGACAUGCAACUCUCGCCAUACCAAACAGGCUCUGGAAGCGCUUUGCCCAGAGGGAACCCCUGGCUACGGUAAUAUUCGCGUCAUGAGGCAUCCAGACCACAACGUCUUUGAAAACGCGGCCGACAUGACCAUGUACUGGGCUCACCACGAAAAGUUCAUUGUUAUUGAUUAUGCCAUGGCCUUCAUUGGCGGCCUGGAUCUCUGCUUUGGCCGCUGGGACGCUCGUCAGCACCCACUGUCUGAUGUGCACCCAGAAGGGGUUUCUGAGGAAAUUUGGCCUGGACAGGACUUUAACAAUAAUCGCAUCAUGGACUUCAAAAAGGUCGCCGACUGGGGACAGAACGAGCUGAGCAAGGCCGAAUAUGGCCGCAUGCCAUGGCACGAUGUCUCCAUGGCUCUCAUUGGCCCUUGUGUGUACGAUAUUGCCGAACACUUUGUUCUCCGCUGGAACUUCAUCAAGAGAGACAAGUACAAGCGAGACGCGCGAUACGAUUGGAUUGUGCUGGAGGGCCGGGAAGGCGAGGAUGAGGACUUGGUGGGCGUCCAGCGGCCCAAGCAUCCAGUUGGCGACUACAUCAAGCACCCGAUUUCGCCCUUGAGCACCAAGAAUCUUGAUAAUAGAGGAACUGUUCGCGCACAGCUUGUGAGAUCUAGUGCCGACUGGUCCAGUGGAAUCUUGACGGAUCAUUCUAUCCAAAAUGCCUAUUGCGAAGUAAUUCGUAAAGCUGAACAUUUUGUGUAUAUCGAGAAUCAGUUUUUCAUCACCGCCACCGGUGACCAGCAGUCACCUAUUCACAAUACCAUUGGACGGGCCAUGGUGGACGCCGUCGUCCGUGCAGCCAAGGACGGCCGCAAAUUCCGCAUCAUCGUUAUUAUUCCUGCCAUCCCUGGUUUUGCUGGCGACCUCCGAGAAAACGCUGCGUCUGGAACACGGGCCAUCAUGGACUAUCAAUACAAGUCUAUUUGCCGCGGAGAGAAUUCCAUUUUUGGCCAGAUAAAGAAAGAAGGCGUUGAUCCCACGCAGUACAUUUUCUUCUUCAACCUGCGAUCCUAUGACCGUCUCAAUAAGACGCAUGCCAUCUUGGUGGCCGAGAAAACGACUGGUAUCAGCUACCAGCAAGUACAGCGUGCUGAAGCUGAGGAGAUUAUGGCUAGCGGUAUCCACGGCUACGAAGACAGCAGUUCAGACGAAGGUGAAGGCAGCCGCAGAUUCCGCGAUUUGAACCCGAAACACAAGCAUGACCGGGAGAAGCGCAAGGCCAACAUGACCAGCUCACAGCAAAAGGCAGCUGAGGAUGCCCAGCGAGCUCGAAAGAUUUUUGAACAAGAGAAGCCAGACGAGGAAGUAAUUUCUGCAGCAAGUGUGGCGCAUCAUGCCAUGAAGACUGAGACCUCGCUACAAGACGAGCCUUGGGAUAACCACGACGAUGAAGAGUCUGAGGUCAAGAACUGGAUCCAAGAAGAGCUUUACGUUCACUCAAAGCUCCUCAUUGCCGACGAUCGUGUCGUUAUUUGCGGAUCUAGCAACCUGAAUGACAGGAGCCAGCUCGGCGACCACGACAGUGAACUUAGCAUCGUCAUGGAAGAUACGCGCAAGAUACAAAGCACGAUGGAUGGCAAACCAUAUGAAGCCGGCUAUCACGCAGCCACCCUCCGACGAUAUCUCUGGAGAGAACAUCUCGGUUUGCUGCCACCACAAGAUAUGAACGCCCAGGAUGACAUCAAUGCCCAACCUCCUUCUGUGAAUCCCGAAAAUGACAUCUAUGACAAAGAUGAAUCGUGGAAUUUUGUGGCAGAUCCAAUGGCCGACCAGCUUUGGGAUACCUGGAUGGGACAGGCCGCGAAAAACACAAAGAUUUUCCGCAACGUAUUCCACGCAGACCCCGAUGACCACAUCAAAACAUUCGACGACUACGACCGCUAUCUUCCUCCGAAGGGUGUUAAACAGGGCCACAUCUACGACCAAUUCAUGCCCCCAGAGGAGGCCCGCCAAAAGUUGUCGCAGGUCAGGGGCCAUUUGGUGUCUAUGCAAAUGAUGUUUUUACAGGAAGCAGAGAUGGCAGAAAGGGGGCUGCAAGUGAACUCUUGGACGGAGAGCGUAUAUGCCUAG